GUGAAGGCGCGGAAGGCGAGCGAAACAUUUUCCACCCGGCACCGUCCGUCUCUUUGUCCAUCCACCUCCUCGCUGAGAGCAACAUCCGCAGCGACAACCAUGGCCAAUGUUGCCGACACCAAGCUCUAUGACAUCCUCGGCGUGUCGCCGUCUGCUUCCGAAAAUGAACUGAAGAAGGCAUACAGAAAGUUGGCCAAAGAGUACCAUCCGGACAAAAACCCCAACGCUGGCGACAAGUUCAAGGAAAUCAGCUUUGCCUAUGAAGUUCUGACCAACCCCGAGAAGAAGGAGCUCUAUGAUCGCUAUGGCGAGCAGGGCCUGCGGGAGGGUGGCGGCGGCGGCCCCGGCAUGGACGACAUCUUCUCGCACAUCUUUGGCGGCGGGCUUUUCGGAUUCAUGGGCGGUCAAGCCGGACGCUCGCGCAACGGCGGCCGGCGGAGAGGCGAGGAUAUGGUGCACCCGCUCAAAGUAUCACUGGAUGACCUUUACAACGGCAAGACGACCAAACUACAACUCAGCAAAAAUGUCCUGUGUAGUACUUGUAACGGGCAAGGAGGCAAGACGGGUGCGGUCCAGAAGUGCACCGCUUGCCGAGGGCGCGGGAUGCGCAUCAUGAUCAGACAGCUGGCGCCGGGCAUGGUGCAACAGAUGCAGUCCGUGUGCACGGAUUGCAACGGAGAAGGUGAGGUGAUCAGCGAGAAGGACCGCUGUAAGAAGUGCGAGGGCAAGAAGGUGGUGAAGGAGGUCAAGAUCUUGGAGGUGCACGUGGACAAGGGCAUGAAGCACGGCCAAAAGAUCACCUUCGGCGGAGAGGCGGAUCAGGCACCGGGGGUGGAGCCGGGCGACAUCGUCCUGGUGCUGCAAGAGAAAGAGCACGAGACAUUCCGGCGAGAUGGCAACGACCUGUUCAUGAACCACAAGAUCGGCCUGGUGGAGGCGCUGUGCGGCUUCCAGUUCAUGCUGAAACAUUUAGACGGUCGACAGAUCGUGGUCAAGCAUCCCGCCGGCAAGGUCAUCGAGCCAGGCUCGGUGCGGGUGGUGCGAGGGGAGGGCAUGCCGCAGUACCGCAACCCCUUUGAGAAGGGAGACCUGUAUGUCAAGUUUGAUGUGCAGUUCCCCGACAGCAACUGGAUCAGCCCCGAGAAAUUGGCGGAACUGGAGGACAUGCUUCCAUCGCGAUCAGAGGCGCCGCUCAUCACAGGCGAGACGGAGGAGGUGGACCUUCAGGACUACGACGUGAGCCAGGGCUCGUCGACAGGGGGCCGCCGGGAGGCCUACAACGACAGCUCAGACGAAGAGGGCGGUCACCACGGCCCGGGGGUCCAGUGCGCCCAUCAAUAGCCCAGAAGCGGUGAGGCAGUGGGCACAGGCGGCAAAAAUAGACUUUGUUCUUCGUUUAUUUAAAAGAAGCUGCAGACAUCCUGCCGUUACCUCUUCCGAGGCAGAGAAAUUCUCUUGUUUGAAUGUUGCUUUUUUCCCCCCGCCCUCAAAGAAUUUACAGUAAUUUAACAAAUGAACACAUUCACACGAGCCGUUUUCUCAUAGAAUGUUUCAGUUUUACUUUUUUGUUUUUUUGUUACAGCUUUGUUUUUCUUGGUAGCUUUUUACAUGUCGGUCCAAGUCCUCAUCCUCCUCUUCCUUUUCUUUAUAUUUUUAAUCCCAGAUUGUGUAUAUCUUUCAACUGGUUACCGCCUGUAUUCAAAGCGGAGUGUGAUUUUAAAAACAACGUAUAUAGCAAGAAAUAACACACACAAACAGGAAAAAAAAAAAAAAAAGACGAUAUAGCCUGCACCUAUGUUGAGAUCAUGUGCAUGUACAAAAAAAACUAGUAAAAAUUGUUAAGCUUUUGGUUCCGGCACUUGUACCGCAGUCACAAAAAUCAUUUAAAAAAACAAUGUUUAAAUUGUUGAAUAAAUUGUUGAAGAAUCACA
Molecule: messenger RNA, 1931 nt
Organism: Syngnathus acus (greater pipefish)
Lineage: Eukaryota; Metazoa; Chordata; Actinopteri; Syngnathiformes; Syngnathidae
Gene: dnaja2a
Product: DnaJ heat shock protein family (Hsp40) member A2a
Exons: 9
Coding region: 100-1341 (413 amino acids)
Biological process (GO): response to heat; protein refolding
Cellular component (GO): cytosol; cytoplasm
Molecular function (GO): Hsp70 protein binding; ATP binding
Source: RefSeq, a predicted model, not a curated record